This is a messenger RNA of Capsicum annuum, 676 nucleotides long. RefSeq names its product protein NIM1-INTERACTING 2. The record is from RefSeq and is a predicted model, not a curated record. Lineage: Eukaryota; Viridiplantae; Streptophyta; Magnoliopsida; Solanales; Solanaceae. The transcript has a single exon. Gene Ontology annotation, biological process: regulation of systemic acquired resistance. Bases 158 to 502 code for a protein of 114 amino acids.
AGGAAGCAGCCAGCGAAAAAAAAAAUACACACGGAAAGCAUAUCGAUAACAGAACAGACAUAUAUAUUAUAAACGGAAGCCAGAGGCAGCCUUCUACGAUUAGCAGGAUUUUUUAUUUAGAUUACGUACGUACGUUAAAAAUCUUCUUAAUUACUAAAUGCUACUUAUGGACGGAGAGAAGAAGAGGAAGAGAACGGAGAAAGAGGUAGAAAGUGCAGCGAAGGCGGUAGAGGAGAUCAAGGAGGAGACAAUAGUGUUGCCGUCGCCAUCAGAGGCGGAAGUAAACGAAUUCUUCGCAAUCCUGCGGAGGAUGCACGUGGCGGUUAAGUAUCUACAGAGAAAUGCUCAAGUUCUGCCGGAAAACGUUAACGUUCACAGCAGCCAGUUAACUGCACCAACGGCCGGUGCUAACGGCGUUGUAGAUGGACAGAAGAGAGCACAUGGAAUUGUGAGAAAAGGUGUUUUAUUGGACCUCAACAGUAUGCCUGAUGGUGGAGAGUAACGGCGUUUAAGCAUAGGUUACGGAAAGCCAUGCUUAAUUUGUGUAUUUUUAUCGAGAAUGAUCUGCUGUACAGGUUAAUUUAAGCAUUUAGUUUAAUAAAUUAGAGAUGAACUAAUAAUGGAGCGGUUUCUUCUGUGUGAUUUACUUUAAUAAAUUUAAUUUGUUUCAUCAUUA